Caenorhabditis remanei is the source of this 1293-nucleotide messenger RNA. RefSeq lists its product as uncharacterized. The transcript is spliced from 8 exons. The coding region runs from base 1 to 1293 and encodes 430 amino acids. Gene Ontology annotation, cellular component: mitochondrion. Gene Ontology annotation, molecular function: protein-containing complex binding. NCBI's taxonomy places the organism in Eukaryota, Metazoa, Nematoda, Chromadorea, Rhabditida, Rhabditidae. The record is from RefSeq and is a predicted model, not a curated record.
AUGCUAUCGGUAUUGGGUAGAUCGACGCUCGGCUCAUCGUCCCGACAGGCGGUUUUGGUGGUCAGCAGCCAAAACUUGAGCAGUGCGGUCACUACACCCGAAAAUGCUCAUCCAGAGCCACGUGUCAGCUCUCAGGGUGCUCAAUUUAGAAAAGGAGCUGGUGGAAGAGCCUCAUUCUCUGGCAACGUGGUGACCGUAUUCGGAGCAUCUGGAUUCUUGGGUCUUCCAGUUGUGAACAAAUUCGCCAAAAAUGGAUCGCAAAUCAUUAUUCCUUACCGACAAGAUCCAUAUUACAUGAGAGAGCACAAAGUGCUCGGAGAGCUCGGACAAGUUCUCUAUUUCCCAUUCGAGUUGAAGGACGAGGAGAGCAUUCGGAAGGUGGUGAAGUACUCGAACGUCGUCGUCAACUUGAUCGGAACCCGGGUUCCAACUGGAAACUACAACUAUUACGACGUGCACGACACGGGAGCCCGGCGUCUCGCAAAGAUCUGUAAAGAGAUGGGAGUGGAGAAAUUCGUUCAUUUGUCGGCUCUCGGAGCAACAGUCGACCCGCCAAAAGGUCAUUUCGUCGCGAAAUCCGAAUUUCUUCGCUCGAAAGCAUUGGGAGAAAUUGCGGUCCGCGAGGAGUUCCCCGACGCGACAAUCAUUCGUCCAUCUGUGAUUUAUGGAGAAUUGGAUGGAUUCAUUCAAUAUUAUGUGUCGAGAUGGCGAAAAACACCACUCGAUCACGUUUAUUUGUAUAAGAAGGGAGAGCAGACGUAUAAAAUGCCGAUUUGGGUCGGUGACGUCGCCCAGGGAAUCGAUCGUGUCGUGAAUGAUCCAACUGCGAAGGGACACACCUACGAGUUCGUCGGUCCACACUGCUAUCAACUGUCUGAACUCAUCGAUUUCAUGUAUAAAAAGGCGCAUUGCCUCCCGGAUUUUGGAUUUAGAUACAAGCGUCACGGACUCCCUGAUCCAUAUUUCAUGGCUCUCACUCUCGCGACGGAGCUCUACGGAAAAGUGUUCAAAUGCAAAGUUCCAUUGAACAGAGAAUGGAUGGAGUACAUUGAAGUCCAAAACGACGUGUUGACCGGCGAACGAACUCUCGCCGAUCUCGGAGUCCGCCGAUUGACGGAAUUCGAGUUGGCCGGUGGACAACAGGCAUUCUAUCGAUCAUUCAAUCGAUAUUUCGAAGAACAAUAUGGAGAACUUCCGGCUCCAUCACUUCCACUCAGAUCACCACCACUCACCAAGAAGAACGUCGGAAGUGGAAUCAAGUCGGAGACGAGCAAAACUGUCGCAUUCAACUAA